Molecule: messenger RNA, 1656 nt
Organism: Blepharisma stoltei
Lineage: Eukaryota; Ciliophora; Heterotrichea; Heterotrichida; Blepharismidae
Source: the annotation of a GenBank genome assembly
AUGCUUUUAGACGUUAUUCCUUAUUUAGUUGAAAACAACGUUAUUUUUACUUGCGAGCCAAUUGUAUACAUUAUAAAUGAAUGAGAACUAGGAGUCCAAAUGGCAGCAUCAAGAGCAAUUACAGAGUGAUAUGGACUCAAAAAAUACUCACAAAAUGAAUGAGACUCUCUUCAAGCUUAAACUUAAAGUGCCAAAUCUUCCAAAUUGAUGCCUUCGCAUAAUAUCGACCAGAGCUAUUUACUUGCUUGAAGGGUACUCAGCCUCUAUUAGGAAAAGCAAUUUUCUCUAGGGAUAGGCUUACAUUAGUACCCUAUGAUUAUUGAUGGGCUAGAAAAACUUCUCCAUCAUUUCGUGAUUGAUACUAUGACUGCAAGGUCAGCUUGAUACCUUCUGUCGGCCAUCCAUGAGAAGCGGAGUCAUUUAGGCCAAAAGGGAGCAAACCUCCAAAGACCGGAGCAAAAGACUGUGCUCCAAAAAUUAUUCAAAUAGUUAAUCUUAAUCAUAGAGUGCCACAGCUUCAAACUAUGGCCUACCCACUCAAUAGAGCCACGAAAGCAAGCUAAGAGGUAUAAUUAAAUCGUCUGUCUGCCGUCAGGCUCAUACCCAAAGUGGCUUUUGAGGCCAUGAUGCGUCAUUGCUGAGAACAGAUUUUGUCGCCAUCAUUUUAAUAAUACUCUUCAAGCAAUAUGGCAUGACAGAACUAAAUUAGUGAUGGUCCAUGUUACUUAUUUUUCAUAUAACAUAUCAGAUAGCACAAUCUAUAUCCCAAUUCAUAGCUUGCCUGAAGGGAUUUUGGCGCUCCCAAGCUUAGUUGCAUAUGAAGAAAUCUUGAUUUCUAAUUAUAAUCUAUCACAAGAAUACAAGUUUCUAGAAAAAGCUUUACGUAAUGAAGAAAUCCAUUAUCCUUUACCUGUUAUACAUAAUAACCCUGAUUAUGCAGUUUUCCAUUUUUUUGAUGAGGAGUCAAAUAUUUGUGGAUUUGUGGAAGCAUGGUCAACAAGCAUUUUUUCCCAGCCUUUUGACAGAUGGCAGCAUUAUUUUGUAGUAAGUGGCCAGCUUCCUUCAAAAGAUGCGCUUAAAACUAUAAAAGGCAUAAUUUUACUAGGUGGGAAAUUUUCUGCAAAUGAUCAAUACAACUGACUGAUUAAUUUAAAAAGUUUUUUAAGAGAAAUUAAUGAGGAUUAUCCUGAUAUUAAAGUGGUUGGAAUCUGUUUAGGGGCACAGAUUAUUGCAAAGACAUUUGGUGGAACUGUAGAAAAAAUGAAAAAUAAAUAUAUUUUAGGAUAUGAAACAGUAUUUACAACAAAUGAAUUUAGAAUGAGAUUUGAAAAUACAAGAGAAGUAUAUAAAAUUGCGGAAAAUCACGGAGAAAAUGCUGUGAGGCUGCCAAGUGGAUGGGAAAGAUGAGGGUACUCUAAUAGUUGCCCAAAUGAAAUUUUUGGGGUUCAAGGGAAGUGACUGUGCUUUCAAAGUCAUCCUAAUUAUGCAGGGAAAAUUAGUGAAAUUUUUUUAGUUCCUUGAUUUACUCGUGGCCAUCAGCGUAUUUCUAAAGAAGCAGAAAAAAUUAUUUUUAAUCAAAGUGCUUACCGUUUUCACACAAAUGAAUUGCUAGGCUUAAUUAAAAACUUCUUAAUGAGCUAUACUGUCACUAUAUAA